CUACUUGAUGGCUCGAAUUGAGACUCUAGUCACCAAUGGCAAACCCAACCCAUCUGUCAAUUUCGGGUAUCUGAACGUAGCAAGGCUAGAAAGCUAAUAAACCAGCAAAAGGUUCCGAUAAUCCUGUGAAUUUCCUCGGUCAGCCGCCGAUUAUCUGAAGCAAGUAGAGAUGGCGGUGGCAGUAUCGGGGCUAUGGUGUCCCAAUCCAACUAUCAGCAGGAUUCCCACUCUUGAAAGCCGACGCAUGUCAGUUAGGUCUGGACCGCUCGCCUCCGUUGCUUCUCUCUCGUCUCCGCCUCCUACCAUCCAGAUUGUCGGCGGGAAAGCUCCGAGUUGGUAUGGCGAUGGAGGUGCUAGUUCUUCCAACAGUUACGGACUGGUGGAUGUCGAAGGAGACGAAGAUAUUGAUUGGGUUAAAAUGGAGGCCGACCUCUACUACUGGACCAAGGCACUUCGUCCUGUUCAGUGGUAUCCUGGUCACAUUGGGAAAGCUGAAAAGGAACUGAAAGAGCAGCUGAAACUGAUGGAUGUGGUGAUUGAGGUUCGUGACGCCAGAAUUCCCUUGUCCACCACCCAUCCAGAGAUGGAUUCUUGGCUCGGAAAUAGGAAGAGGAUCUUGGUUUUGAACAGAGAAGACAUGAUAUCCAAAGCUGAUAGGAAUGCUUGGGCAGCUUAUUUCUCUAGGCAGGGAAUGAAGGUUAUUUUCGCUAAUGGCAAGCUUGGAAUGGGCAGUACCAAGCUUGGGAGGUUAGCAAAGGAUAUGGCAGCGAAUAUUAAUAUUAAGCGCAGAGCAAAGGGUCUUCUUCCUCGUGCAGUUCGUGCUGGAAUUGUUGGGUAUCCAAAUGUGGGGAAAUCCUCUUUGAUCAACCGGCUACUGAAGCGUAGAAUGUGCCCUGCCGCCCCGAGACCUGGAAUCACAAGAGAUCUCAAAUGGGUUCGAUUUGGCAAAGAUCUGGAGUUGUUAGAUUCUCCAGGCAUUUUGCCGAUGCGAAUAAGCGAUCAAACGGCUGCCAUAAAACUUGCUAUGUGUGACGACAUCGGAGAGAGAUCUUAUGAUGUCGCUGAUGUUGCUGCAGUUCUUGUGCAGAUGCUAAUAAGAAUUCCAUCAGUUGGUGCAAAAGCGCUUCAGGACCGCUACAAGAUUGAUAAUGAUUGCCUCUGUGGUAAAACAUUUGUGCAGAAGCUUGCACUUCACUUGUUCAGUGGAGACACGCACCAAGCAGCAUUCCGCAUCUUGGCCGAUUUUCGGAAAGGGAAGUUUGGUUGGGUUGCGCUCGAGAGACCACCUAGAUGAAGCUUUCUCCAGCGUUGAACUUUCUGGAUCCUGCAAACUCUUCCAUCACCUGUCUUCGGAGGCCUAUACGAGACAAGACGAAGAGAUGGCUUAUCUAAGAUAUGUAUGGUACGUUAUGUAUGGGCGGAUAAGCAGCCAUCCUCCAUGGAAGAAAGUGAAGUUCUGUUGGAUCGAACUGGUUCUGGAGAUACGAUGGACAGUGAAAAAUGGGCGGGGAAGUGAAUUAAUUAUAGUGAAAAUGACCACGUCUACAUGAGCAAGCCAAUAUGUGUAUGGGCAGUGUGUUGUAAAUUUUCCUAGAUAUGCUUGGACUGAUGAAGGGCUCCUCUGUGAUGUGAACGGAGGCGCUCUCUUUCCGUCAUGGUGCAGUUUUUUUCUGUGAUAAUUGUGUUUUCCUUGUAGAAUAUGUAUGAUAUGUUUCACAUGUGAUUGGCAGUUGGCACCUUUGAAAUCGACAAUCUCCACUGUAGUUAUCAUGUUGAAUGGCUGUAGAGUGCAGAGACCAGAGAAUUUGAGUUGGUGGAUAUGGAAAACGUCGGCACUAGCAGACAGGAGUAAAUGCGGCACCGAUUGUGGCGCUAAGCCGCCAACUAAAAAGAUCGAUGCUUUUAACAACCCAAUCGUCAGUGUAGAAGUAAAGUUCAAAAUCAGAGGAACAGAAACAAACACUCAAACAGCAAUAAAAUUCCGUGAACUCUGGAGUUUCUCUCUCAAAUCUAUACAACAACAAGAAGGAAUGACUGUGAUGAGGGGAAAUGAAUAACUAGGCACCACAUGCCAGUGCAAGUAAAUUGACAAUUCAAAUAGUCUCCAAAAUCUGCUAACCUUUCAAUAUGCUUGUCCAGCUCUACCUAGCUACAACGCCCAACUUUCAAUGAACAAAUCAAUGUGGGAUCGACCGAUCGAACAGUACCAGUGCAGUAGGCACUAGUCUUACAGAAACCAUCUUCAUCUUGCAAUUGCAGGAGCACAAGUGGGUGCCGAAUCCUCAUUGUUCGACCAGGUCUCCUUGAUUCGACAAGCUUGAAUCGACCGUUCAAUCUGAAGCACGUCCGUGGCUUCUAGUCUAUCCAAAUUACAGCAGUAUCUCUCAAAUGUGGUGGUAUUUACCUGAAGUCUGAAAUCUACACUAAACAAAAACUUCAUUUCCAACUUGUUCAGCUCCCCUGUGCUUAUUCCUCCUACUUUGGCAUAGUACGCAUUGUUGAAGAAUGCAUCAUCGACGAAUUUAGCUGCAAGCAUGAUGCUGGUGAUGAGGAGGCGGUGGGCAUUUAGCGACGUUAAGUGUACAUUGGUCUGUUUGACAAAUCUAUCCAAGUAUAUCUGUGCAACAACAAAACAGGAAGGACUGCAGCAAGAGUACUUGAAGAUGCGUUCAAUGUACUGCUGAAUGCUCACUGGUGGUGCUCUCAAGCCAUGGAAAACAGUGAUCACAUCUUUGAUCUCAUUACUCUCCAGUAGCAUCUCAUUCUUCUUAACCAAUCUCUCGAGAAGCGACGAAACAAGUGCUAGAACACGAGGAGGGGAUCGAUUACACGAUGAUCCUUUCCCUGCUUCCCUGAGCCCCAGCGACAAGUACAAAACAUCCCGGUUCAGCACCCGGUCAUCAGUUGACAGAGUUCCCAUAUGUGAAGAUGAUUACACACACAGCAACUCUCAAACCCUGCAGAACUGGGAAAACGAUUCACAUUAAGCCUCACUGAAUUCUGCAGGCAAUAUACAAGUGAGAGCAAGCACCAAAAUUCUAUGUGUAUCCAAAAGUAAAACGUUAAACAACCAGUUGUUUGUUACUCGAUGAUACCGAAUUGCGAGGGAAAUGGGGUCAAUCCAAAACAGAAAACCACAAAAAGGGGAAAAGAGAGCGUCAAUCCAUUAAAUCAACGCAGAAGAAUGUAUUCCAGUGAGAGCAAGUCCAGAUCUUGCAGGCGGCGUUGAUAAUGAUACCAGCAGCUUUGAAUUCAGACCAGACCCGCAAAGCAAAAGAAAGAGCGUCUAAAGAUUUCACCUAACAAAUGAAACUACAACCCAGCAGAAGAAACCUAAAGAGAAUUUCCAAAAUUGGGUAGAAAGCUGAAACCCAAAUGGGGAAUCUAACCAGAAAAGAAAAUUAACUUACAGAUAAGGUCACCCUUUGGUGGAUUACUGAAGAUAGUGAGCAGUCGGUGGGUAGCGAGUAGAAGAAAGAAGAAGAUGCGGCGAACAUAGACUAACGAACCCACCGACACCUUCCCAAAGCGGAGGCUAAUUGGUCAUAGGAAUCCCGCCAUGUCUGGGCAUUUUCUUUUGCUGCUCGCUAAACCCACAGUGGGUCUUUCUUCUUCACGCUUUUUCCCCCUUCUUCAGGAUGUAGAGAGACAGGUGAAGUGAGAUGGGUUGGGUUCCAAGGAAAGCUUAUUAGUAGGGAAGAAGAAGAAGAAGAAGAGUGUAUUUUAAUGUUGGGUAUGUGGGGGAGGGAAGCUAAUCACGAGGGAGUAGAACAGAAAAAGGAGGGAAGUUUCUCUCUCCCAGCAACGCCACGUUAGUUAAAGUUGAAACUGAAGACGCCAUUGCUUUUUCACCUCCUUUCCUCUCCACUCCCAACCAUUAG
Molecule: messenger RNA, 3881 nt
Organism: Linum tenue
Lineage: Eukaryota; Viridiplantae; Streptophyta; Magnoliopsida; Malpighiales; Linaceae
Source: the annotation of a GenBank genome assembly